UAAUAACUGUUAUCCAUAUUUAGUUACCUAAAAGAAAAAGAAAAAACUGUUAUCAAUAUUUGAUUUUCUCCCAACAAAUUGACAUAUUUCCCUCUAGCUAAUGGCUGCAAAAGUUGAUCCGUUGGUGGUUGGACGAGUAAUUGGUGAUGUAGUGGACAUGUUCGUGCCUAGUGUCACUAUGUCUGUCCACUUUGGUACCAAACAUGUUACAAAUGGCUGCGAUAUCAAACCCUCUAUUGCCACUGAACCUCCAAAAAUCACCUUGGGUGGCCAGGCUACUGACUUUUACGCUCUGGUCAUGACGGACCCGGAUGCUCCCAGUCCAAGUGAACCAACUAUGAGAGAGUUGGUGCAUUGGAUUGUGACAGACAUACCUGGGCGCGGCAACGUUGCUCGAGGGAAGGAGAUCCUGGGGUAUGUUGGGCCACGUCCACCGGUGGGGAUCCACAGGUACAUACUGGUUCUGUUCCAACAGAAAGCGCCAAUGCCAGGAAUGUUGCAGCCGCCAGUAGUUCGGUCUCAUUUCUGCACUCGCUUGUUCGCACAACAGCUUGAUCUCGGCGCUCCCGUCGCUACUGUUUACUUCAAUGCCCAUAAGGAACCGGCGAAUCGUAAGCGCUAAGAAGUAACGACUAUGGACAAUCUAGGAGGCAUAUAUAUCAUGUGUGGAUGUCGUUAAUUAAUGCUAUCAGUGGAUUUUACCUACUUUGUUGUCCGUGUAAUUUGGUGUUUAUUUGUAUGUUCUGGCACUUAUUAUUAGCCAACUCUUAGUCUGAAACGCGAAGUAUAUCUUCCGUAUAUUAAUUUAUGUUUGCUAGCUGGUGAUCUAUGUAUUAUACUUAUUACUACUUAUAUGGAUCUGGCUUCUUUUUGAA
Messenger RNA from Lycium barbarum (goji berry), 875 nucleotides. Its product is annotated as protein MOTHER of FT and TFL1. NCBI's taxonomy places the organism in Eukaryota, Viridiplantae, Streptophyta, Magnoliopsida, Solanales, Solanaceae. The transcript is spliced from 4 exons. The record is from RefSeq and is a predicted model, not a curated record. Gene Ontology annotation, biological process: positive regulation of seed germination; response to abscisic acid. The coding region runs from base 101 to 622 and encodes 173 amino acids.